CACUCCGGUCAGUUCUCAAGGCCUUGAACUCAGCCUCGCGCAUCGUAUUAUAGACUAUCAACUUUCCCUGGGAUUUCUCCUUUUCGCAAUGUUGUUCACCUACGACGGACAAUUCCCUAUGACAUCUUCUCAUUAUGGCCGAACUAGCAGCCAGCAUCAUCGGCAUCGUCUCUGCAGGCACCAAGGUCACUCUUGUGCUCUCUCAGCUCGCAGCAGAUGUUGGCUCGGCGGCCAAGGAGGCGAGGAUGAUAGCCAGCGAGAUUCGCACGUUCUGUGCAGUCGUACAGACGCUGGGGGAUACUCUGGCCAAAGUGCAGAAUUCAAAAUACUUUGCGCAUUGUAUUGAGAUGACGAAAGACAUGACCGAUGCCUCGUUGGAGAUGUUCACAGAAAUUCUAAAGGCAUCCGAGGACAUGCUCAAAAUUUCAAAAGGCAAGGAUGGCAAGUUUGGGCUCAAGGGCAGGGUGCAGUGGGCCAUAUUCGAGAAGCCGAAAAUCACCCUCCUCAGAGCUGCACUUGAAGCCUACAAGUCGAAUCUAGCGCUGAUGCUUGGGACCUUGAAUACUGCGGAAAAAGUGACUAGAAGAAUGUCUCUUCAAAUUACUCCUGAUGUAAUUGCUGAGGAUGAGAGAGAUAGAGCACUCCUGCAGAGUCUUGAGAAUGAGCAUCGGGCUUCUUUAAUUGACGUCAACGAAGUGCAUCGACAGUUGAAGGAGGAUGCCGACCGAAAUCCUGAAGAGGUGGAUCUUUCAGCGGACCAUUCGAGCGAUACGGAACCACCUAGUGACGCAGCGGACGUCGGUUUCGCCCCUCUCAAUGAUUCCUCUACGGACAGCCUGUUGGAAUCCGCACUCCUCGAGAUUGCCUCCAUCCGAACUAGUCUUUCAAGAGCUUCCGCUUUUGACAGCGAUGUUGUGCAAGAACAGAUAUCGCGAUAUAGCAAGAGUUUAUCCCAACUGAUGUCCGAGGAUCAGCAUAGGCUAAGCCAGCGUUGGUCUUCCGUCCUUGCUCCGGAAUUUGCGAAACAAGGAACGCCCACCCUGCCCAGCCAUCUGGAUCCUAGGCGCACCUCCUUCUGGACGUUCACAUCCUCGUUAGCUGAGCGCAAUCCACAGUCGACAUACUCCGACAAAAGCCCCCAGUUGCCGCGGACUCCGAUGCCUCACGUGCCAACCGUUUCGGCGAACGUCUCUCAACCAGCACUUCCAGGUCUGCCAUCUCCUGCCUUGAGCAGCGACCGGAGAUUAAGCAUCCUAUCUGACAGUUUCUACGAUAUCGUGCGCACCUGGCUUAUGGAGAAACCUAUGAAUGAUCGCAGAAUAAUCGUAGGAACGUUGAUGAACGAAGUGUGCACCGUCACCCCCAAGUCGCCCGGGACCAAUAUUUUCCCCCAACAGGUUCGCUCUCCUUCGCAAGAUGCAAGGAUCGAUCGUAAGAAAUCUAAAGAAAUCGAUCUGGUUGUGCAGCAGCAAAUGAAAGAUUUCUCCGAACGUACCGAAGCCGAGGGGGCAACUGAUUCGACUCCGAUGCGCGAUCUUCCCGGUUUAACGAUCGACCUGGGUCAUCUGCAGAUGGACUCCUUACCACAGCACAUUGUCGAUGUCAUCCACCGAGCUGUUGAGAGACUAUCUCUCUCCAGUAACCGUUUCAACCGACUACCAGAAAGUAUAACAAUGUGUCAAACGUUACGUUACCUGAAUCUUCGGGAUAACCGCUUCGAAGCUGUGCCACCGCCCGUCCUGGAGCUCCCUUUGCUAGAGAUACUAGAUAUGUCAAAGAAUAGGCUGACGGCUAUACCUGAGACGAUAUCGAAACUGCGACAAUUGAAGGUCCUUGCAGUGUCGAAGAAUAGCAUCACGCGCCUACCGUACGCUCUGGUGGGCAUGGACCAGCUGAUAAUAUUGAAGUUCGACAAGAACCCGAUAGAGUUUCCUCCACUAGCGGGACUGGAGGCUUGGAUGAGGUCUCGUGCGUCUUCGCGGACAUAUAAAAAUGACGACCAUAAGACAAUGGACAGGACAGCGUGCGUGAAAAUGUAUAUCCGGGCCUUGAAGGAUCUUGAUACAUGUAAGCGAUGUCCUCAAUAUUCCGUACCCAAACUUGUUGGGGACAGGACGGUGUUCCGAACCGCAUCUUCAGGCCCCGGGUUUUCAGCUAAUGCUAACGUAAUAUAGCUCCUGGUGAAGAAGACAACUUUCGGGAACAUCCCGUGUACGGGACUCGCCCUUCCAGAUAUCCCGUCGUACCGUCAACGCUAGCAGCGGCGUCCGCUCCCUGGAGUAAGGACAACAAUGUCGAGAGGAGUCCAAAGUACGAUCGUCAUUUGCCGUCUCUGUCCCCGAUUUGGGGGCCGGAUGCUGAGGUGCAGGAUUCCAAUAUCCAGUCCAUUUCGACCACGUCGCCUUCCACUCACCUGACAAAACUGGCAAGUGCUGAAAAUAUCACAAAGACAGCAGAUGUACCUCAAGUACCGGCAUCCCGGCAAUUAGGAACAGUCACUAUCUCUGCAUCAGGGUCGCCGUCCCCAGUUAAGCUGUCUGCCCACCGUCUUUAUCACUUUUUUUCAGCACCCUCGCAACCAUGAUCGGCACAUAUUAUGUACUACUAACCUUGUUUAAUUCUCUACUUUAUGGUAU
Messenger RNA from Westerdykella ornata, 2636 nucleotides. RefSeq lists its product as uncharacterized. NCBI's taxonomy places the organism in Eukaryota, Fungi, Ascomycota, Dothideomycetes, Pleosporales, Sporormiaceae. The transcript is spliced from 3 exons. Gene Ontology annotation, molecular function: protein binding. Bases 135 to 2174 code for a protein of 679 amino acids. The record is from RefSeq and is a predicted model, not a curated record.